Molecule: messenger RNA, 848 nt
Organism: Anopheles nili
Lineage: Eukaryota; Metazoa; Arthropoda; Insecta; Diptera; Culicidae
Exons: 1
Coding region: 16-678 (220 amino acids)
Source: RefSeq, a predicted model, not a curated record
UCUUCGUUGAUCGCGAUGUCGGACUCAAUCUGGCACACAGUUUCAGUUAGACCUUCGCAACCGCAACUAGCAUCUCGCACAACGAUGAGGAUCACCGCUCGGACGCAAACGUUCACCGUGGUGCUUCUGUGCUUAAUCGCUGCCUCACACGUGCACGCGUGGUUCACGUACUGUACACCCUAUGCCACCUACAUGGACACCAUCCAAACCACCCUGCAGAGGAUGGCUAACGAUUUUGGCACCGUUUACACGGAAGAUCGCAAGGAAGCCCAUCGCUCCCUGGGACCGAUACUCGAUCGACUGCAGAGUGAUAAAGCACGGUUGAAGUCGUCCAAGCUAGCCAUGGAAACGUACGUCUCGAACAAACUUGCGCACUCGUCAGUAGGCCACGACCAGCCCGGUGCCGAUGAUGUGGAACUGCUGAAGCAAAUGUUCACCCAGCUGGACAACGAGAAUGGGCGCGUUGUGGUGGAGACGGACAAACUUCGCGAGCAGCACGAUACCCGCAAUACGGAGGCGAUUGAGCUGCAGGAACAAAUCAAGCUGCUGAAGACGGCGAACCAGCAGCUGGAGCGAAGCGUUAUGCUUGCGAAUGGAACCCUAACGCGGACGCUCGCCACGAAACGCAAUCUCGAGGGUAUCGUCAGUGCGCGAACGAAUAAUGGAACGCUAUCGUAGUGCUAUAAGACAAGUUGCUUGUGUGCGAUCGCAAAUAAACAUAUCCUUCGUUGACCGUGUGUGACCGUGUCUCUCGGUGGGUGUAGAAGUCCAGACGGACGAAAACGUUUAUCCUUGGCCGAGAAAAAGCCUCCAAGGACGUGGAUGCUCUGUGUGCAAAUGGAGACCUC